Purpureocillium lilacinum is the source of this 921-nucleotide messenger RNA. RefSeq lists its product as uncharacterized. NCBI's taxonomy places the organism in Eukaryota, Fungi, Ascomycota, Sordariomycetes, Hypocreales, Ophiocordycipitaceae. Gene Ontology annotation, molecular function: metalloendopeptidase activity. The record is from RefSeq and is a predicted model, not a curated record.
AUGAAGUAUUCGGUUUCGCUGAUGCUGGCUCUGACCGGCCUCGGUGGUCUUGUUGAUGCCGGCUCCCUCAUCCCCCGAAAGUGGAAGUUUGACGGCAGCACCUGCGACGCAAACAAGCAAAAGGUCCUCAAGGCCGAGUUCAAGUCCGCUGCGCUGAUGGCGUCUAUCGCGUCUCUGAUCCCCAAGGACGACUUGUACUACAAGACCUUCAUCUCAGACCUCCACCAAAGCAUGGGCGAGGGGUUCGCAUCCAACAUCAGGAAUGGCUACGGACGCAUGGCAAAGAUGCUGCAAGAGGAUGAGGAGGGUUACGAGAUCAAGGUUACGUGCGAUGACGGAACCGAUGGCUGCAAGAAGAAGUGGUUUGCUCACAUGAACGAUGGCAAGCACACGAUGAACUUUUGCAACCGCUUCUUUGACUCGAGCAAGGGCAUCAAGUCGACCGAAGAGAGGAUGGACAAUUGCGACAAGAUUGACCUGCGCGACGCGCAACGCAGCCGCUCGGCCAUCAUCGUUCACGAGGCAUCGCACACCAACUACGCCAUGCUGGACACGGACAGGUCAAAGGACUAUGCGUACGGCUUCAACGGCUGCUAUAAGCUUGCGAAGGGCGCCUUCAACCGCGACUGCGUCGAGUACAAGGGCGGCAAGGUCCUGUGCCCGGACCCCAAGGACAGCAGCAAGGAGAGCUGGUGCCCCGCCGAGCUUGAAAUGAAGAACGCCGAUACAUGGUCCUUUAUUGCUGCGGGCUUCUACUUCAGCAAGGCCUGCAAGAGGACGAUUCCGCUGCCGCCCCUUCCCCAGCUUCCUGGGACCCCACCCAAGUCGUCUGCUCGCAGCACCCGCGAUGAGAGGAUUGCUCGUGCUCCUCUGGCUCCCAAGUGCAGACCCGACAACGAUGCUCUCGUCAUUGAUGGAUAG